Synchytrium microbalum is the source of this 1581-nucleotide messenger RNA. RefSeq lists its product as uncharacterized. The record is from RefSeq and is a predicted model, not a curated record. The transcript is spliced from 7 exons. Gene Ontology annotation, biological process: transmembrane transport. Lineage: Eukaryota; Fungi; Chytridiomycota; Chytridiomycetes; Synchytriales; Synchytriaceae. The coding region runs from base 1 to 1581 and encodes 526 amino acids. Gene Ontology annotation, cellular component: membrane. Gene Ontology annotation, molecular function: transmembrane transporter activity.
AUGAGCUCCAAGAAGCUGGAGGCUGCUGAUGGAAAGAUGGCAGAGGCACCCAUGACAUUCAAGGAGGCUGUCACAGUUACCUUGUUCAUGCUCACUCUUUGCGGAGCCAUGUAUCAGAAUGUCAACAAUGCUAGCGGUCCAAACAUUGCUUUGCCUGCUAUCCAAGCUGCUUUAAACAUUCCAGAUGCCAAUCUCCAAUGGGUUGUGACGGCGUAUCAACUAGCCUUCUCUGGAACGUUGCUUUUCUUUGGUAGAUUGUCAGAUCAAGUCGGUAGAAAACGUGUCUUUGUAACUGGAUUCGUUUGGAUGUUGAUAUGGUCCAUCGUGUGUGCAGUCGCUCCAAACUCAAUAGUGCUCUUCGUUGCUCGAGCAAUGCAAGGAGUCGCUACCGCUGCAACAGUUCCUGCAGCAAACGGAAUAUUGGGGGCUUACUUUGUGACUCCGAAGGCUAGGAAUAUUGCCAUAUCGAUUUAUGGAUGCACUGCCCCAGCUUCUUUUGCUGUUGCUAUAUUUCUAGGAGGUAUUCUGGUGGUCUCCUCUGUUGGAUGGAGAUUUGUAUUUUACGUGCAGGCCAUACUAUCUGGCAUUUUGCUCCUUCUUGGAAUAUUUGUAUUGCCUGCAGAUAAGGCAGGCAUGACCUUUGACAUGAAGUCAUUUGAUUCUGUUGGUGCUGCCUUGAUAACAGUUACUGUGAUUCUCUUCAACUUUGCUCUAACGUCUGCCCCCGGUUCUGGCUGGCUUACUCCAUCAGUCAUUGCCUGUCUGAUACUCGCAAUCUUACUGUUAGUCGGUUUUAUCUUAUGGGAGAAACGAGUCUCGAAUCCUUUGGUUCCAGUCGAAGUCUGGCAAGCCAUGGAUGUAAUAGUAAUCAUCGUCGCCGCAUUUUUGGUCGGAAUGGGCUUCCAGUGUUAUGUGUAUUAUGUGAAUCUAUACUUCCAGAAUAUCACAAUGAGAACAGCUCUUCAAGCAGCUAUUGGCUUCAUACCCAUGGCCAUAUCUGGAUUUGUUACAGCUCUUGCAACCGGGUUUAUCGCAAACCAGCUCAGAAACUUUAGAAAGUUUAUGAUGAUGUCGAUACUGUUUAUGACUACAGCGUGUCUCUUGUUUGCUGUAACUGGUGGAGACACUAACUAUUGGACAUUGCCUCUUCCAUCGCUUAUCCUGAUUGUUGGUGGUUAUGACGUCUUCUUCAACAUUUCUUCCAUCAUUUGCAUAUCAGCUGUAGCACCGAAAUCGAGGUCUAUUGCUGGUGGAGUCUUCAAUACGGCGAUAUCGCUUGGCAAUGCUGUUGGUUUGGCCAUAGAAUCAGCCAUAGCCGACUCAAGACCCAGCUUGAUACUUGGAUAUCAAGGUGCCUUCUGGUGCUCUGUAGCUUCAAUGGUACUAGCUGCUAUUGUCUUACUCUUCAAGUUUAAUGGGGAGAAUCCAGAGCUGCGACAUCAUCCACAAGAUGAGGACGUUAGUUUCCAUGGAGAUGUGAAGGUUAACGAAGUAGAGCUGCAACAUGAUCAGAGUGGUGAUGAGGCUGAAACACGAGAUACGAGUAUGGAUAUCACUGAUACUACACUACCAAAACUUUAG